Scheffersomyces coipomensis is the source of this 1404-nucleotide messenger RNA. RefSeq lists its product as uncharacterized. The transcript has a single exon. NCBI's taxonomy places the organism in Eukaryota, Fungi, Ascomycota, Pichiomycetes, Serinales, Debaryomycetaceae. Gene Ontology annotation, molecular function: oxidoreductase activity. The coding region runs from base 89 to 1288 and encodes 399 amino acids. The record is from RefSeq and is a predicted model, not a curated record.
UUUCUUUUCAUUGACUUGUUAUUUCAGUUCUAGAUUCAUACACAAAUCAUUAAACUAAGUCAAUACUAAUAAUAAUAAUAAUAAUAAGAUGCAUAAAGUAGAGAAAUUGGUUGUUACUCCAUUAGCUAAAACUCCAUUUGGUUGUUCAAUUACUUUACCCCAUUACGCCAAUAAUGAUCCAAGUAAUUUAAAUGAUGAAGAUUUCAAACAAUUAUAUGAAGCUGUUCUUACUUAUUUAGUGGUUAUUAUUCCAGGUCAAGCUGAAUUAUUACCAAAAUCUCAAUAUGUUUUAACCAAAAGAUUUGAUCCAUCAAUUCCAGAACCAAAACCAGAAUCUGGUUUUGCUGGUUAUGGUCAUGGUAAAGAAUUUAGACAUACUCAAUCUGUAUUAAGAAAAGAUGGUACCUCAGUUAAAUCUCAACCUCAAGUUCAAAUCUUAGGUCAAGGUGUAUUUGAAGCUGAUGAACCUGGUAAUGAAAAUGGUGAAACCAUUAGUUUAACUCAUCCUUCUCAUACUUCUUUCCAUCAUAAACCUUUAACUCAAGAUCAAAUCAAAAAUGAACAUAGAACUAGAUUCUAUAGAUGGCAUAUAGAUAGUGCUUUAUAUGAUUUAUCUCCUCCUUUGAUCACUACCUUAUUAGGUAUUAAAGUUCCACCAUCGAAACAAACUCAAACUGUUGUUUAUGAAGAUGGUUCAGGUGAUGAAUUAGAAUUAACUCAAGGGGCAACUUGUUUUGUUAGUGGUGCUAUUGCUUAUAAGAAUUUAAGUGAAGAAGAUAAAAUCUUUGCUCAAAAUACUACUGUUGAAUAUGCUCCUCAUCCAUAUAUUUUUAUUUCACCUGCUGGUGCAACUUCUGAUGGUUUAACUAUGGUUAGUGAAUCAAAAGAAUUUGCCUUUGAUAAAUUACCUGAAUGGGAAGAAUCAAAGGUUAAAAAAUUACCAAUGUUAUGGACUAAUCCAGUCACUAAGGAACAACAUUUACAAUUACAUGGUUGUUGUUUAUAUAAAUUGCAUACAAAACAAGCUGAUGGUACGGUAAAAACCUUGGAAUUAAAAGAUGCUCGUGAAAAGGCUCAUCAAUUAAUGAGACCAUCAAUUAGUCCAAAAGAAGUUUUACCCCAUGCUUGGAGUCAAGGUGAUUUAGUCAUCUUCUACAAUAGAGGUGUUUGGCAUUCAGUUACUGGUGAAUUCAAAGGACUUGGAUCGGAUGGUCAAGAUGAAAGAAGAUUAAUGCAUCAAUGUAACAUUGCCAGUGGUCAAGAUCCUGUCUAUGUUGCUUCAGCUUAAGCUUAGUAUACCUUUUCAUCUCUCUUAUUUGAUAUUAAUUCUAUAUUUAUAUACAUACUCGUGUUUAGGAAAAAUUUAUGUUAAAUGAAAGGUAAUUAAAUUAAUUUUAUUUGAAA